AUGGAUUUGCAGCAACCCUCCCCUCCCUCAUCUCCUUCAUCUUCUCCUUCUUCCUCCCCUCUCCGAAUCCCUCUUCCCUCCAAAACAUCCGCACCUUCCGUCAAUCCCACCCUUCGGAAUCUCCACAAACCCAUCGAUCCUGUCCAGCAUGCCGUCACCUUCAACCCCACCUACGAUCAGCUCUGGGCUCCCAUCUACGGCCCACCCCACCCCUUCGCCAAAGAUGGCAUCGUCCAGGGCAUGUGCAACCACAAGCUCGGCUUCGUUGAGAAUGCUGCAAUCGAGCCGUUUGUCUUUGACGAGCAGUACAACACUUUCCACAAGUACGGGUACGCCGCCUAUCCAUCUGCCUCCGCCUGCUAUAAUUACGUCGGUGACCUUGAUGCCCUGUGGGAGAACGACGCUAUCUCGGUGUAUAACAUCCCACAGCACGAGCAGAAGAAACAGAAGCUUAAGAAGAAGGCGUUGGAGAGUGAGGAGAAUGAGGAUGCCGAAGUAGGGCCCAGCGUUGAAAACCCUACAUCGCAGGAGUGGCUGAUGAAGAAUCGGAAGAGCCCGUGGGCUGGGAAGAAGGAAAGAGUGCAGAUAGAGCUUACCGAGGAGCAAAAGAAGUACGCAGAAGAGUAUGCUGAGAAGAAUGCUGAGAAGAAGGCUGAGAAGGAGAGAGGUGGGGGCAGGGACAAGCCCGAAUUUGCUGACAAGAGCACUUUCCACGGGAAAGAGGAGCACGACUAUCAGGGGCGGUCGUGGAUUGCUCCCCCGAAAGACGCGAAAGCCACAAACGAUCAUUGCUACAUUCCCAAGCGGUGGGUCCACACGUGGAGUGGGCACACAAAGGGUGUCUCGGCAAUCCGGUUCUUCCCAAAGCAUGGGCAUCUUCUCCUCUCAGCAGGCAUGGAUACAAAGGUCAAGAUCUGGGAUGUAUUCAAUUCAGGCAAGUGUAUGCGUACUUACAUGGGUCACUCGAAGGCGGUCCGUGAUAUCUCCUUCUCGAAUGACGGGACCAAGUUCUUGAGUGCCGGCUAUGACAAGAACAUCAAGUAUUGGGAUACAGAGACAGGGAAGGUGAUCUCGACUUUCUCUACAGGUAAAAUUCCUUAUGUGGUAAAGCUUAAUCCAGAUGAAGAUAAGCAAAACAUACUCCUCGCGGGUAUGAGUGAUAAGAAGAUUGUUCAGUGGGAUAUGAACAGUGGAGAAAUCAUGCAAGAGUAUGAUCAGCAUUUGGGUGCAGUAAAUACUAUUACAUUUGUGGACAACAACCGGAGGUUUGUUACUUCGAGUGAUGACAAGUCCCUCCAUGUUUGGGAGUUUGGGAUUCCAGUUGUUAUUAAGCAUAUUAGCGAGCCUCACAUGCAUUCAAUGCCUUCUAUAUCGCUUCACCCCAAUUCAAAUUGGCUCGUGGCGCAGAGUUUAGACAAUCAGAUUCUCAGCUAUAGCACAAGGGAGAGGUUUCAACUCAACAAGAAGAAGAGGUUUGCAGGGCACAUAACUGCAGGCUAUUCAUGCCAGGUGAAUUUUUCACCUGAUGGACGGUUCGUCAUGUCUGGAGACGGUGAGGGCAGAUGCUGGUUUUGGGAUUGGAAGAGUUGCAAAGUCUUUAGAACUUUGAAAUGUCACGAAGGGGUUUGUAUUGGAUGUGAGUGGCAUCCAUUAGAGCAGAGCAAAGUUGCGACUUGCGGCUGGGAUGGCAUGAUCAAGUACUGGGACUAAGUUCAUUAUGGCACUGAACUGCUUGGUCUUACAUCCACAGAAGACAAUCGCUGACCGUUCAGAUAGAAAGCCUGUAUAAUCCAGCGGCAGUGUUGUAUGGACUCUACCCCAGACAUAUCAUUAUGGCAUGCUUGCGAUACCUUAGCCAGUCAUCAGUUAAGGCGAACUUCAUUUGUGCUGGCCCUAAAGCUCUCCAUCCAUUUUCUUGUAGUGGGGUUCACCUGGUUAAGUGGACUGGACAGCAACUAAUGAAUGAACCAGAUGCCACCCAAGUGUCAUGUUGGUGAAGGAUGUUCCCUUGACUGAGCUUAACAACUUUACAAAUAAUGAAUGAACCAGCACAUCCUGUCCUCAUGAGUGUGUGGUGAAGGCCGUUCCCUUAAACAGCCUAACAAUUUUACAGAGCUGAUUCUCAUGGAAUUUGUUUAUGCAAUGAGGGAUGCUCUUUUUUUUCAGCCAUGCUGCUGCAGACCCCAAAUGCAAGUCCACCCACCUGCAAUACUCCUUGUCUGAGGCAGUGAUAGAAAUGGGAAAUUCCGCAGGCGUCGUGUAGGGCCUGUUUGAUAUAUAUAUAUAUAGAAAAUAAAAAAUAAAAAAAGACAUUAUUUUCACCACUAA
Molecule: messenger RNA, 2328 nt
Organism: Magnolia sinica
Lineage: Eukaryota; Viridiplantae; Streptophyta; Magnoliopsida; Magnoliales; Magnoliaceae
Exons: 2
Coding region: 1-1710 (569 amino acids)
Biological process (GO): mRNA splicing, via spliceosome
Cellular component (GO): catalytic step 2 spliceosome
Molecular function (GO): protein binding; mRNA binding
Source: RefSeq, a predicted model, not a curated record